AUGCAAAGAAUUCAUUUAAAACUUGUUAAGCAUGCUUAUAUGACACAUAGAAGACAUUCACAUGCACGUAGAUAUGUUAAACGGUUUUUUCCAAAUGAUUGGGAAAUCCGUAGGCCAAUUUGGUUAUUAUUUCUUUUAUUUCAACUUGGAGAUUCUCCUCCACAUUUACAAGAAAUAAAUUCACAAAUAAUUCCAACACCAAUGCUCGAUUUGUAUUUGGCACAAUUGGCUAGUGAACAAAAUAAAAAUUUAAUUUCGAUGGAAACAGUAUCAGAACAAUGUAAUCCAACACAAUUAAUUAAAUUAGAAGAAAUAAUAUUUGCAAUAAAUUAUACUUUAAAUUAUAUUGAAUGGACAGAAAAAAGAGACGAAUUAGAUAAUAAUAAAUUAAAUUUAACAGCUACAACAAUGAAUAAUCAGUCAAUUAAUAAAUUAAUUAAACAUUAUAAAUGUGGAACUUUACAAGUUGGAAUUGAACAAUUAGUUUUUGGAGCACACAGAUUUACACAAAAUGGAUUCCAAACAACUCCGGAACAAGACAAAUUAGCUAAAGAAAUUGACAAUUUAUUAGUUGAGGAUAUUUUAUUGAGGAGAAAUGAAAGAAUGGCUAGGUAA
Molecule: messenger RNA, 615 nt
Organism: Meloidogyne enterolobii
Lineage: Eukaryota; Metazoa; Nematoda; Chromadorea; Rhabditida; Meloidogynidae
Source: the annotation of a GenBank genome assembly